Molecule: messenger RNA, 4644 nt
Organism: Protobothrops mucrosquamatus (brown spotted pit viper)
Lineage: Eukaryota; Metazoa; Chordata; Lepidosauria; Squamata; Viperidae
Gene: NBR1
Product: NBR1 autophagy cargo receptor
Exons: 22
Coding region: 320-3139 (939 amino acids)
Biological process (GO): macroautophagy
Cellular component (GO): phagophore assembly site
Molecular function (GO): zinc ion binding; ubiquitin binding
Source: RefSeq, a predicted model, not a curated record
AGCAGCAGAGGUUGCGACAGCUGGCCGGCGAACCCGCGAUCUUCUUGCGUCACAGCGUGGGUGAGCGUGGAACCUUGGUCUUUGCCGAGGUCCACUCGUCAGAGACCCAGGACCUGAUGGGCCGUCGAGUAAGUUUCGAGCCGCACGCCUGCUGCCUCCCUGUCCUCUUUAAAGGGGCGUCCUCCAGUCGUGCGGGGUAAUAGAAUAGCUUCCUCGCCUUCACCCUCGCGUCCAUGGGCUGCUGCGGUUUAGUGCAGCUGGAGGGCGCCCGGUGGCCGACGCCGACUGAUGUGGGUUUGCUGAGCGUUUGAUUUGCAGAAUGGAUCCCCAGGUAAAUUUCGGUGUGACCUUCCAAGGUAACACCCUGAACUUUCUUGUAUCAUCUAAAACCACAUGGGCUGAUGUGGAAGCCAUAGUGAAAGUCUCAUUUGAACUGAAUGUUAUCCAGAUCAAAUACCUAGAUGAGGAUCAUGAUGAGGUAUCAAUCAACACUGCAGAGGAAUAUCAAGAGGCUGUUAAGAUUGCAAUGAAACAAGGCAAUCGGCUCCAGAUGAAUGUCUAUGAAUUAAGAAUUCCUUCAGACAUGUCUCCAGGACUGGUCUUUGGGAGAUCUGAAGAACUGUUUGUUCCAGACGUUAAAAAGAAGCCCCCAAUUGCUCAAACUCUGAUAAAAGACAAAGAUACUAAAAGAAAGAAUAAAAAACUACAGAGUGAGCGCCUUAGUGAGGUCCCUCCUGAGUGGUUCACAAGUUACUUGGAAAAGUUCCGGGAGCAAAUUGUUCAAGACACUGUUAAAAUGCUUGAACAGAAGUUGAGUGACAAGCUGCUUCUUUCUAACCAGCUUCCAAGGUCCAUGAACAAUUCAAGACACCAAACUCCUGCAAGUUCCUUGGUGCAAGGCAAUUCCUAUGACUGGCUGCUCUCCUGUAACAAUUGUCAAAAGCCCAUAAUGGGGAUUCGCUACCAGUGCAGUGUUUGCCCAACCUAUAACAUCUGUGAAUUGUGUGAGGCAGGAUUAUAUUUCCAUGACCCUAACCAUGUCUUUCUAAAACUGCGGAGGCCCACCUGGCGCAUUUCACACACACACAGUCUUGGACAGCUGUCAUCUCCUCUUGCCACUUCAGAGCAAGUCAAAUUCCAGAAGCAGAUAGACAAGCAUUUCCUGAAAGCAGAAAAGCAGCGUUUACGAGGAGAAAAGAAGCAGUGUAAAACUGAAGCACGGGAACUCAAGAAGCAGCUUAAAUUGCAUCAAAAGUUUAAUCUAUGGAACUCAGUUCAUGCUUUUGACAACACUGCUGCAAAAUCUGAGAGUCAACAAUCCAGUACACUUCUUUCUCUGCAGCAAUGCCCAGUUGUCUCAACUCUGAGUGCCGCCUUUGUAGAUGAGAAUUUACCAGAUGGAACUCGCCUCCCACCAAAGAUUAUCUUCAUGAAGCAUUGGCGUAUGAGGAACACAGGCAACAUGGCAUGGAGCUCAGAUACCAAGCUAAAAUUCAUGUGGGGAAACAUAACUCUGGUGUCUUCUGGAAAAAAAGAUGUGAUUGUGCCUUCCCUACUUCCUGGGAAAGAGGGGGUUGUUUCAGUGGAGUUUGAAGCCCCACCAAUGGAAGGAACCUAUACAUCGCACUGGAGGUUAUCACAUAGAGGGGAGCAAUUUGGACCCCGGAUCUGGUGCAGUAUUGUGGUUGACUCUUCUUCCAAAACUAUUUGUCCUGACCAUGGCAAAUUGAUGCCUAGUGUUUGCCAGAAUAGUAGAUCUCUUUACAAAGAAGAGGAAAAAGGAUCAGAAUUCAAGGGAGAAAUAAGUUUGGCUAACCGAGUUGCUUCAUCAAAGAUGAAAAGAAUCCUCAGUGCUAGAGAGUUCUACAUCCCAUCACUUGAUCUUCUCACAGCCCAGGAUUUGCUCUCCUUUGAAUUGCUGGACAUUAACAUAGUGCAAGAACUGGAGCAGGUCCCUCGUAAUACUCCUGUUGAUUCCAUACAAGGGCCAAGUCCAUACAAAAGCCAUGACUGCACUCCUCUUCCAAAAACAACUGACUUAGAUCAGAAACAAGAAGAGAAUGAGAGAAUCACUUAUGAAUUACUGCCUGAUGCUGAAGUCAGCAAAGGGAAGGCUGAAAAUUUAGGAAACCAAGAAGAAGGAGAGGAAGACAUGAGUGGAACCCAGUUUGUAUGUGAAACAGUCAUUCGUUCUCUCACCCUAGAUGCUGCACCUGAUCAUCAGCCCCCACAAAAAAAGAGGUCUUUGCAUAAUUCUCUGCAAACACUAUCCGAUAUUGCCCACUGCAGCCCAGACAACAACAAUUCCAUUAACCCUGUUUCAGAGGAAUUAGAAGCCAGAGUACCUACUCCUGAAUUUGAAAACCUCCCAGUGCGAGAUGGUGAAGAAACAAAUGGAGGAGAAGCUGACAAUGAUAUUCAGGAUGAAGUCAGCAGUCAGGCAUCUUCUCUUUCUGAAGAUUAUAUCAUUGUCCUUCCAGAAUGUUUUGAUACUAGCCGUCCUCUGGGCGAGUCAAUGUACAGUUCAGCACUCUCUCAGUCAAAUUUAGAAAACAUGACCAUGGCUCCAGCAAAUCCUGAAGAAAGCCAUACACCAGUGAAUAGCACCAGUGAUAUAUUGAUUACCUCUCAGACCCUUGAUGAAGUGUCACUGACCGCUCAGACUGUGGAACCACAGCCAAUAAGAUUUCAGGCUCUUUCUGAAAAUGAGAGUUCCCAAGAAGCAACUUUUUCCACUAGAGAGGAAGCCCUGUUGGUUCCUGUCCAAAUGAAAGAAGAAUUACAAAGAGAUGAUCCUGAGGUUUCAUCUCCAGAGAAUAUAAAUAACCCAUCAAUGUAUCCUGAAUCUUCUAGACAUAGCCCAGGAAAUAGCCUUGCGGGUGGCCUGGUGAAAGGGGCCUUAUCAGUGGCUGCCUCAGCUUACAAGGCAUUGUUUGUUGGGCAAGCCUCCAUGGAUCAGGCUCUUUCUGUAACCAGUGAAAAUCAUAUGGCUUCAUUUCUGGCCCACCUACAUGAAAUGGGCUUCUGUGACAGACACCUUAAUCUCCAUCUAUUGCAGAAACAUAAAUGUGACGUGAAUCUUGUUGUCACUGAGUUGCUGCAGCUGAAUCAGGGUGAUUGGUAUGAGAGUCCAUACUGAACUUUUUUCGCUUGUACAUUAAAAAAACUUAACAGCAACUGGCACCAGCAGCUUCUAGCUCUCUUCUGUCCUAAGCAGAACCAAGAUGGCUUCACUUUUAUUUUUCAGCAUAUUAUAAUUCCUACCAUCUCUAUUAUCCUACGUUCAGGCAUUAGAGUACCUUUUAUUUAAUUUUUUUUUUCAAACUGGUGAAUGCCAGAUUAUAGAUAGGAGAAAAGAAGUGAUUAUGUUCCAGAAAUAUAAAUGGACUUGACCUUAGCAGCCAAAGUAGGCUAUUUGUUCUCCAAUUUACUUUACUUCUCUUCUGGUUAAGCAAUACUUUUAUCCCACAUUUAAUGUUAUGUUUCUUGCAGGACGCUGUCAUUAUCUGAAAACUUUGUCCUCAUUAGGAAGAUUCCAUCAAAACCCCACAAUUCCACUUUUCUGGUUAUUUCCUUGUUAGAAGCAGAACUGAAUUGGUUAUUUGAAUAAAAAUACUAAAAGUGUAGCUGUUUGUACUACAUAAUUCUUUAGGAAAAAAAUUAUUGAUAGUGACUGCUCAAGCUACUUGAAAGGUAGAUGAUCAAGACACAUUUGAGUGUUUAAAAAAAUAUUUUUGUAGACUUUUAUCAGCCAGCAGUGUUUCACAGGAGUAAAUACUGCUCUCACAAGCAGUAUUCCUGAUCUUCUCUACCCAGGUGUUAGACCAGAUUGAAGUCCUAAAAAAGCAAUAUUUUAACAACUCUUCAGCUUAACUAUAUUACUAAUACCUGAUAGAAAGUUUUACUUAAUAUGUAAAAGAAAAAAAGACAAAAAUAUGGAUGAGUGAUAUUUAAGGAAAACAACUUCCUAUGUCUCCAUUAAUCAAGACAGAGGAUUCAAGAAUCUGUGGGGAAUUUCUGUCCAUAUCCUCCUGAAAAAAAUACUGUAAGGCUUUGAUACAUUUCUAAAGGGUUUAUAAUUUUUGAUUUGACUCUCAGGUGUUUGAUUUUUUUCAUAUAGGAUGAAAGGAAUGUCUGUUCACAAAGCAUGCCAACAGUAAUGGGACAUACACAAGUACAGCUUUUCUGUGACUUUGAUAGGAAAUAGUUAAUGAUUGCAAGGGAUUGAAAUGAGGAACAUGAGAAAAGUUUCCUAACAAAGAGGCAGAUUGAGACGCUGAGGACAAACUGCUUGUGCUAUGUAUUGCUUAUUUAAUAAAAUAUGUAUGCAAACUGAAUAUCUCUGAAUGGAAGAAAUAAGAUCUGCAACUUGUCUUUGGGCUGAUGGGGAAAACCUUUAAAUUAUUAGAUCUUCAUAUUUUUUUUAAUUUACUUUGAAUUACUAUUUCAAUCAACUAACUUCUUGUUAGCUCUGAUGAAGAAUGCUUUCUUCUUAAGUUUCAUAAAGGGUGAAAUUUCUUCUAUUGGCUUUGUAUGUUUUAUGAGAAGUUGCAUGAUUGAUAAUUUAAACAAUACUGAUAUUAAGAUAUUGCUUAUUGCUUAGAUUAAGCACCAUGGUCUUUGAGAUAAAAAUAAAUAUUAAAA